Suncus etruscus (white-toothed pygmy shrew) is the source of this 2311-nucleotide messenger RNA. RefSeq names its product cadherin related family member 5 (gene CDHR5). The transcript is spliced from 15 exons. Gene Ontology annotation, cellular component: plasma membrane. Gene Ontology annotation, biological process: homophilic cell-cell adhesion. Lineage: Eukaryota; Metazoa; Chordata; Mammalia; Eulipotyphla; Soricidae. Gene Ontology annotation, molecular function: calcium ion binding. The coding region runs from base 1 to 2283 and encodes 760 amino acids. The record is from RefSeq and is a predicted model, not a curated record.
AUGGGGGUGCCGGGGGCCUGGGCCCAGGUGGUGCUGCUGCUGCUGCUCCUGAUGGCUGUCGCCACAGAGGCUCAGAACUCCGGGUGCACCAUCCAACAGCUCAUUGAUAAAGUGACAGAGAACGACAGCGAGGCCCUGAACCAGCCCCUGGCCAACAUCAGGAGAGACCCCGGCAUAGAUGUGAUCCUGACGAAUGACUCUAAGGACUUCUUUGAGCUCCGGGCCCAAAGCCAAGGCCAAGAGUUGUUCCUCAACAAGACUCCAGACUUUGAGGUCCAGCGAAUUCUUCUGGCAAACAUGGAAUGCCGGAGUGGAAAUGUGGUGGUGAGUGUCCCGCAGCCCCAAGCCACCCAGGGAUCCCGUGUCCGCUCCUGCGCCUCAGUCUCCCCUCUCGCACCACCCGGACCUCCCAAAUCCAAAGCUGAGUCCGAACUAAAGGCCUCCCGAGUCCUCGGGGUCCUGAGGACUGAGCACCCCGCCCCACCCCAGGUGGGCAAGCUGACCAUGAGGCUGGAGGUGACGGACUUGAACGACAACGCCCCCGAGUUCCCCGAAAAGACGUACACGAAGACAGUGCCCGAGGACGCCAAAGUGGACACCAUCGUCAUCCCCGCGAAGGAGCUGCAGGCCACGGACAAGGACGUCGACAACCUCCUGUACUACACGCUGCGGGAGGAGACCCCGCACGCCGCCACGUUCUUCUCGCUGGCCAGCAGGAUCCAGCCCGGCCUCAAGCUGCGGCGGCGGCUCAACUACGCCGAGCUGCCCAGCAUGACCUUCAAGCUGGUGGUGCACGACACUGAGAAUGACAGCCUGGUACCCCGACACUCAGCCGAGGCCACUCUGGUCGUGGAGGUGCUGCCCGCGGACCUGCGGCCCCCCUGGUUCCUGCCCUGCGUCUACAAUGACUCCAGCACCUGCAUCCAGGCGCAGUACAACACGACCUUGCCCAUCAAUGUGCCGCCGCCUAAACCCCUCAAAAUGUGUCCCGGGCCCAUCUACGCCGUGGACGGCGACUGGGCCAUCAACGAGAAGAUCAUCUACAGUCUGCCCAAUGAAGGCGUGAACAGCAUAUUCAGCAUUGACCCGGAAACUGGCAACCUCACCAUGCAACGGAGUGUGGACAGCCCCACAACCUUCCAGUUUGUGGUCAAAGCCGCACAGAAGUCUGACGGCCACUACUCGGUGACACAAGUGACCGUGGAAGUGACCAGCAACAAGAGUCACGUCUCCUUCCCGCUGAAUUUGUACCGCGGCUUCGUGGUACUGGGCCAUGGUGCAAACGUGGCCGUGAAGGACUCUGCGGACCCCUCCCAGCCGCUGACCCUCCGCGCCCGGGACAUCACUUUCCCUCAGUACAACAGAGACUUCCAGUAUCGGAUCACGGACAACAAUCGCUUCCAGAUGGAGGGGGAGGCCGUGCUGACCACCAACCACCUGGUGGACCCGGGGGUCUACACAGCUACGGUGGAGGCCAACAACACAGCCACGCAGUCCUCGGGCAGCACCAAAGUGGAGAUCCAGGUUCUGUCACCGCCCACCCCUCCCCCAGGCACCACCACGAAUUCCACCUCCAGCUCGGGAACCUCGCAAGCCGUGACGUCAGGGACCGUGGCCACAGCAGGGACAGUGACAGGGACAGUGGCCGCGCCCGGGACCGGGACGGGGACCUGGACGGUGCCUGCAGGCAGUGAGGACGGCGACUCGGGCACUCACCCCGAGUCCGAAUCCCUGCGGUUCUCUGCAGUGCACAUGGCGGCGCUGGGCGGGGUGCUGGGUGCGCUGCUGCUGGUGACUCUCCUGGCCCUGUCUGUGUUGGUGCACAAGCACUACGGCCACCGGUGCUGCUGCUCCAGGAGCUCCCUGUCCCAGCCAGAGGGUUACGACAAUAAGACCUUCGCGGUGGACAGUGAAGACAACUGGGCACCGGCUUCCUCGCCGGCACCCAGUCCUGCCCCUGUCAAGAAGGCCCCCGCGCCCCCCACCCCCCCAUCCACGGCGACCCCUAGCCCUCCCGCCAGUCCGGCCACUCCGGUGGCCCCGGCCACCCCCGAGGGAGGCAGCACCGAGGGUGUGAGGUCCAUCCUGACCAAGGAUCGGCGGUCGGAGGGCGGCUACAAGGCCGUGUGGUUCGGGGAGGACAUCGGGGCCGAGGCUGACGUGGUGGUCCUCAACUCGCCCACGGUGGACGCGCAGGCCGGCAGUGACAGCGACCGUGACAGCGACCAGCAGGGCGACUCUGGCAGCGAGGACGGUGCCCACGGGGACGCCACAUACAUCUAGUGUGGCCUGCCUGUCCCCAGAGCCAAUA